Messenger RNA from Capsella rubella, 1365 nucleotides. Its product is annotated as beta-glucosidase 32. Gene Ontology annotation, molecular function: beta-glucosidase activity. The record is from RefSeq and is a predicted model, not a curated record. Bases 1 to 1365 code for a protein of 454 amino acids. NCBI's taxonomy places the organism in Eukaryota, Viridiplantae, Streptophyta, Magnoliopsida, Brassicales, Brassicaceae. Gene Ontology annotation, biological process: carbohydrate metabolic process. The transcript has 12 exons.
AUGGCAAUUAAGCUUGCCCUAGUCAUACUCUUUGUAGCUUCAUGGGAUGUUGCAAAGGGAAGAUCUCUUACAUUUUCGACGAAAUCAUCACUAGAUCGUUAUAGUUUCCCUCCUGGUUUUAGUUUUGGUGUUGCCUCUUCUGCUUAUCAGUAUGAAGGUGCAACCGAAGAAGGAGGAAGGACGCCUAGCAUUUGGGACAACUUCACACAUGCAUAUCCAGAAAGGACUAAUAUGAACAAUGGAGAUAUAGCAGUUGAUUUUUACCACCGUUAUAAGGAUGAUAUCAAGUUGAUCAAAUAUAUGAAUAUGGAUUCUUUCAGAUUCUCCAUCUCCUGGUCAAGAAUAUUACCAAGUGGAAAGCUUAACGAUGGUGUAAACAGCGAAGGAGUUCAAUUCUACAAAAAUCUCAUUGAUGAACUUAUCAAGAACGGCAUAGAACCUUUUGUAACAAUCUACCAUUGGGAUAUCCCUCAAGCUCUAUACGAUGAGUAUGGUGGUUUCUUAAGCCCUCGGAUCAUCGAUGAUUUCCGGAACUUUGCUAGAGUUUGCUUCGAAAAUUUUGGUGACAAAGUUGAUAUGUGGACAACAAUCAACGAACCAUAUGUUUAUAGUGUUGCGGGUUAUGAUAAUGGUAAUAAAGCAAUGGGACGAUGCUCGAAAUGGGUAAACAAGUUAUGUGUGGCUGGUGAUUCUAGCAGGGAACCUUACUUAGUUUCUCAUCACCUUCUUCUAGCUCAUGCUGCAGCUGUUGAAGAGUUUAGAACUUGUGACAAGAUUUCAAAAGAUGCACAAAUAGGCAUAGUGUUAUCUCCAUUUUGGUUUGAACCUUAUGAUGUUGCUUCCCAUGCUGAUAAAGAAGCAGUUGAACGAGCUCUUGCAUCCUAUGUUGGUUGGCAUCUUGAUCCUUUAGUCUUUGGAGAUUAUCCGGAAACGAUAAAGAAAAACGCCGGAAACAGAUUACCUUCUUUUACUAAAGAACAAUCCAAUAUGGUCAAAAACUCAUUUGAUUUUAUUGGAGUAAACUACUAUACCGCACGAUUCGUCGCUCAUCAGGAACACAAUGACCCUUCACGACUUCGGUUCACGACAGAUCAACACCUCGAGUACAAAAUGACAAAUCGUAGCGGCGAUCACAUAUCUUCACAAUCUGACGGAUCAAAAGUACUAUAUUCAUAUCCUGAAGGCAUACGGAAGAUUCUAAAUUACAUUAAAAAUAAAUAUAAUAAUCCAACGAUUUACAUAACGGAAAUCGGAUUUGACGACUAUGAUAUUGCGAAAAUGCCCCGAGAACAAAUAUUAAAGGACAUACAAAGAAUAGAAUACCACAAGAAACAUCUUGAAGAACUCCGUAAAGCUAUCACGUAA